AUGGAUCCUGCCUCCUCCCACCCAGCCCCGGCUCUGCUCCCUCUCAUCAGCACUGUCCUUCUGCUCCUGGCCCCGGCCGUUCCUGCUGGAAUCCCACUCAAUCUCAACUGGCAGUUAGGAAGUGCCUAUGAGGAGGGGUAUUACAAGGAGGGGGAUUUCCUACUGGGGGCAAUAAUAGACCUGCACCAUCUCUGGAAAGCCCUGGCUAUAAACACCAAAGCAAAGCCGUGCCGGAUACGGUACUAUACAGAUGAGUACCUGCAGCAUUUCCGCCACCAUCUGGUCGUUAUUUACGCAGUAGAAGAAAUCAACUCCAAUGAGAAGCUCCUGCCCAACGUCACCCUCGGGUACCACAUCUAUGACUCUCUGGCGUAUGAGUCUCAGGCACAGAAACAUAUUUUCCGGAUAUUAUCCGGGGGACGGAACAUGAUCCCUAAUUAUCUCUGCUCAAGUGGAGGGGUGUUGGCUGCAUUUAUUGGGGACAAGUCUUCUCCAACGUCUCUAUCAAUGGCCACCCUCAUCCGGAUAUACCACUACACUCAGAUCAGCUAUGGAGCAAUGGAUCCCAUCUUCACCGACAGACUCCGCUUUCCGUUCUUCUAUCGCACCGUCCCAGAUGGAUACGCUCAGCAUGGAGCCAUCGUACAGAUCCUCCAGCACUUUGGCUGGAACUGGGUGGGGAUUUUAGCUUCUGACGCAGAGAGCGACCAGAUGGGGAGCUGGGAACUCAAGGGGCAGAUCAUGAGGAGUGGGCUGUGUGUGGAGUAUUUGGUAACCGUGUCGGGCAAAUUCAGCCGCAAAGAAGGAGAACAGAAGAGAGUUGAAAGUGUUUUGAGACGGGCGACAGCCAAGGUGAUUAUAUUGUACAAUUCUUCUGAUAAUGUGAAAUGGUUUCUGCUAAUGAACAAACGGAUGGAGUUGCCGGACGCUGUGUGGAUUAACCUGGGCUUGGACUUUUAUCCCACUGACCAUGGUUUUGAGGUGAUAUUCUUCAAUGGUUCUCUGGGACUUUCCAUAAAGAGAGGAAAUAUACCCGGAUUUACAGAUUUUCUUUAUAGUUUAUCCCCUCAAAAAUAUCCUGAUAAUAUGAGGCUAAAGUGGGCAUGGUCUUGGACCUUCAGAUGCCAUUAUAAUGGGACCAAUCCAGAGGAAUUACCGUGGGAAACCCUUCCCUGCUCUGGCUCUGAGUCUCUGCUGGACCUUCCUCAGAAUAAAUACGAUGCCUACAACUUCAGGACGACCUACAGUAUUUACACGGCAGUCUAUGCCCUGGCUCAGGCACUGCACGCAAUGAUCUCUGAGGCACCAAGCAAGGCCAAGGGCACAGUUGGACUGAAGAAGGGCUUCCAGUCAUGGCAGCUCAGACACUAUGCCCAGAACGUUGGCUUUGCCACUGCCAGCGAAGAGUUCUUCUUUGAUGAGUAUGGGGGGCGGCCGGCACGUUAUGAUAUUGUAAACUGGGCGGUUCUACCGGACCUGAGCGUCACACAGGAAACAGUUGGGCACUUCGACUCUACUGCUCCAGAGAGCCAACGGCUCCUCAUCAAUGACAGCGCCAUCCGGUGGCACCACAGGUUCACACAGUUGCCCCAGUCGUUGUGCACUGAGCCCUGUGAGCCUGGAUACAGAAAGUCUCCCCAAGAGGGAAAGCCCCCCUGUUGCUAUGCCUGCGUGCAGUGCCCGGAGGGAGAGAUCUCCAGUACAAUGGACACGGACUCCUGCCUGGCCUGCCCUGAAGAUCACUGGUCCAACCAGGGAAGAGAUCAAUGUAUCCCAAGAAUCAGAGACUUUCUCUCCUAUGAAGACCCAUUGAGUGCAGCCCUGGUGUGUGUUGCCCUUGUGCUCACACUAAUAACAGUAUUAGUGCUGGGGGUAUUUAUUUUAUACCGGGACACUCCUAUAGUCAGAGCCAAUAACAGGAAUCUCAGCUACAUGCUCCUCCUCUUCCUCAUCAUGUCCUUCCUCUGCUCACUGUUAUUUAUGGGACCCCCUGACAAUCUGACCUGCCAACUCCGUCAGGUUUCUUUUGGGAUUGUAUUUACAGGAUCCGUCUCCUCUGUCCUGGCUAAAACCAUCACGGUCAUCUUAGCCUUCAAAGCCACGAAGCCGGGGGGCAAGUUGCGGAAGUGGCUGGGAAACAGAAUGUCCUUCUCCCUGGUCCUUAUCUGCUCCCUGGUCCAGGCUCUUCUAUGUACCACGUGGCUGAUCCGCUCCCCCCCAUUCCCAGACUAUGACACUUGGUCAGUUAAAGGGCAGAUAAUCUUACAGUGCAAUGAAGGCUCAGUCCCUGCAUUCUAUAUGGUGGUGGGUUACAUGGGAUUUCUGGCUGCUCUGAGCUUCCUUGUUGCUUUCCUAGUGAGGAAGGUCCCAGAUAGAUACAAUGAGGCCCAACUCAUCACCUUCAGCAUGUUGGGUUUCUGCAGCGUCUGGGUCUCCUUCAUCCCGGCCCAUCUGAGCACCAAGGGCAAAUACACGGUGGCUGUGGAGAUAUUUGCCAUCUUGGCAUCUGGGGCGGGGCUCUUGGCCUGUAUCUUUGUCCCCAAAUGUUAUAUAAUAUUGAUCCGGCCGGAGCUGAACGCUAGAGAGAAACCCAUGAUAAUCAGAGGAGACAUCUCUGCAGAACGGUGAGGGAGUCAAGGACAGUGACAGUCAAUGGCAAUGAUGGUACCGUAGAAACAAAAUGAGAAUUCAUGGAGCUUUUACCCAUAGGGGGGUCACUGUUAUACGGCAGUGUGGGGUCUGUCACCAACUGUCACUUAUUGGCACCUCUGGCACAGGGACUCCAUUCAUUUCAGCAGGACAAUGGUGUAUCAGCAGGUACCUGAGGGGCUUAGUCUGCCCAUUAUUAUGCAAACCUCAAAAUGUGACAGUUUCUGGGCCCCAAUGUCAGGGAUGGGGGUAUUUUUAUUACUUUUUACAAGUACAUUAAAUGGUCGGCUUUGUUC
Molecule: messenger RNA, 2945 nt
Organism: Xenopus tropicalis (tropical clawed frog)
Lineage: Eukaryota; Metazoa; Chordata; Amphibia; Anura; Pipidae
Product: vomeronasal type-2 receptor 26
Exons: 6
Coding region: 1-2628 (875 amino acids)
Biological process (GO): G protein-coupled receptor signaling pathway
Cellular component (GO): plasma membrane; membrane
Molecular function (GO): G protein-coupled receptor activity
Source: RefSeq, a predicted model, not a curated record